Molecule: messenger RNA, 792 nt
Organism: Arctia plantaginis
Lineage: Eukaryota; Metazoa; Arthropoda; Insecta; Lepidoptera; Erebidae
Source: the annotation of a GenBank genome assembly
AUGCGUAACAGAAGUAGUUACUACGUAUUGCUAUGUAUUGUCACUUGCACCAGAGGUGUGUGGUCCACAAUCCUCAAUUAUAACAAAAUCAGUGGCAGUAGUGAUGCCAGGAUUGAAAACUUUCCAUUUAAUGCUUUUUUGCACUUAUAUGGUGGACAUCAGACAUCUUAUUGUGGUGGCUCUAUUGUUAGUACAAAAAGUGUAGUUACAUCCGCUAGAUGUCUUUAUGGAGUCAAGAGAGUCAAAGUAAGUAUCGGCAGUACUUACAGAAAUAAAGAAGCUAGUCUUUUUGGUGGAGGUUAUGAGUAUCUUACGACCUCUUUUUCAACGCAUCCUCGAUACAAUUACAACACAGGCGAUGUUGAUGUUGGCGUAGUCAAUGUCGAUGGAGGGAUGCAAUUGGAUGGAGAGAAAUCUAGAAUUAUUCGCCUUCCGGGCUCUACCAGUGAUGCGACAGAGGGAGAAGUUCUAACAAUUACUGGAUGGGGUUCUCUUGAAAAUACUCGUAGUACUGAACGCAAUUUAUCCCUUCAGAUGUCUAAAGUGUCAGUUAUUACCAGAAAAGAGUGUAGAAUGAAAACGCAUGGUAUAAGCACUAGGAUGUUUUGUGCUACGGGUGGAUCUAAUAUUUGUACGAUGGAUUAUGGUAGUCCAGCUAUUGGACAACAAUUUGUACUGACUGGAAUUACCUCACAUAGUGCUAAUUGUAGUGACACAAGUAUGCCUGGAGUUUACACUCGUAUUGGCCAGAGCAUGAUUAGAAGAUAUCUACGGAUGCAGACAGGGGUGUAA